Daphnia pulicaria is the source of this 596-nucleotide messenger RNA. RefSeq lists its product as uncharacterized. The transcript is spliced from 2 exons. The record is from RefSeq and is a predicted model, not a curated record. NCBI's taxonomy places the organism in Eukaryota, Metazoa, Arthropoda, Branchiopoda, Diplostraca, Daphniidae. Bases 100 to 456 code for a protein of 118 amino acids.
AAAUCAGGACAAUGCACGAGUCUUGUCACCUGUGGCGCGCCAGUUGUCACGACGUUGAGCAGCAGCAGCACCUUAUAGUACUACUCUCCGAGUUCAAUUAUGAAGGCUUUCCGGUUUGUUGUGAUUCUUUUGGUGUGCUUCUCGGCACUUUUAAACGCGACGGUAAAUGCUAAGCCAACGCCUGAUGACGGAAGUUAUACAGGAUCAGCAAGCCUUGAUGUUGAACCUUCACCUUUAAUCGACGAAGUGAACGAUUAUUAUUCUUCAUUGCCCGAAUUGACCCGCUCACGAAGAAACCGCGGACACGGCCAUCACCACGCCGGAUUCGUCGCCGGAGCAGCCACCGGAGCUGUGAUCGCGAAUCAUAACGAACCGAACUAUUAUGCGCCAACCUAUUACUAUCCGACAACUUAUUAUCCAUCGAAUAGUUAUUAUGACGGGUAUUAUUACUACUAAUUAGCCACUACUAAAUAUGCUGACAAUCACUUUGUUAUUUACAAUUCUUAUUUAAUCUAGCUUGUGUUUGAGUUGUCAAAUGUCUUAUAUAGAACGAUAUCUUUUCGAACUCAUUAAUACACAUCAAUACAGCCUAAAAA